This is a messenger RNA of Funneliformis caledonium, 432 nucleotides long. NCBI's taxonomy places the organism in Eukaryota, Fungi, Glomeromycota, Glomeromycetes, Glomerales, Glomeraceae. The record is from the annotation of a GenBank genome assembly.
AUGAACCAGGAUAGUCAAAGCUUACUCCCACGCUUUGGGGAAAUUGGGCACAUAGUUGAUAUAGCCAACUACCACCUAGACCCCACAAAGUCGAUAACUAACCCUGAUCCAACAUGGGAACCUUUAGCCGGAACAUCUAUCAUAACAUGGGUGGAUAGAAUCAUCAGCAUCCCAUGGAAUGAAUACACUUACUUUGGAGGAAGCAUAGAAUUUGGCGAAAAUCUAAUGAAUAAUUUCGUGAGGAAUGACAACUCAAUUAUGAAACAAUUUCAAAGCGAAUGUUUGGUGGCUGUUAUUCAUGGAUUGUAUCGGUCCUAUUAUCCAUCCGUCACUGGUAAAGUCUUGAGUUCUUUUAUGUUAUCUUAUAGCACGAGAUCAAGGAGACAAAAUAUAACAAAUGUUGCACAAUAUUUCUUCAUCCAAGCAAAGUAG